AUGUUUGGAUCGCGGAGAAUGACCAUGUCCAUUGCGUUUUAUAAUCACGACGGGAAGCAAUUCUUGAUUUCCGGAUCCUGGGACAAGAGCAUUCGGGUAUGGGACACACAGACCAAAGAGCCACUGGCCACGACCACAGAUGCACAUAACGACUUUGUCAAAACAUUGCUUGUGAUACCCACUCUCCGCCUACUAGUAUCUGGUGGAUCAGACAAGAUCGUUCGAUUCUGGACACGUAUCAACGAUCUUUUUGUGGGACAAGGCCUUGUCUGGACCGGGUCUACGAUCUCUCUACCCUCGACGAACCCGAGCUGA
Coprinopsis cinerea okayama7#130 is the source of this 315-nucleotide messenger RNA. RefSeq lists its product as hypothetical. Gene Ontology annotation, molecular function: protein binding. NCBI's taxonomy places the organism in Eukaryota, Fungi, Basidiomycota, Agaricomycetes, Agaricales, Psathyrellaceae. Gene Ontology annotation, cellular component: COPI vesicle coat. The record is from RefSeq and is a predicted model, not a curated record. The transcript has 6 exons. The coding region runs from base 1 to 315 and encodes 104 amino acids. Gene Ontology annotation, biological process: intracellular protein transport; retrograde vesicle-mediated transport, Golgi to endoplasmic reticulum; endoplasmic reticulum to Golgi vesicle-mediated transport.